Messenger RNA from Opisthorchis viverrini, 4424 nucleotides. RefSeq lists its product as hypothetical. The record is from RefSeq and is a predicted model, not a curated record. Gene Ontology annotation, cellular component: nucleoplasm. NCBI's taxonomy places the organism in Eukaryota, Metazoa, Platyhelminthes, Trematoda, Opisthorchiida, Opisthorchiidae. The transcript has 17 exons. The coding region runs from base 1 to 4068 and encodes 1355 amino acids. Gene Ontology annotation, molecular function: protein binding.
AUGCACUUUGCACCUACAAAGUGUAAGGUCAUGCUCGUGGACGUGCAGUUACUGAACACGCCACUUACAGUCCAGGGAGAGGUACUGGAAGUUGUGGAGCGUUUUACGUAUCUUGGAAGUUGUAUUAAUUCUGAUUGUAGUGUGACAGAUGAGUUUCUUCUGUCUCGAAGAAGAGAAGAGGCGAUGAUUCACCUUCCUAUAGCCACGCCUCACAGUCGAAGCCAAGAGGCUACAUUCCAAUGUCCGAGCGGCAGCAGUUUGCUCUCUUACGUCAAAUGGAAACCAAAGACAGCCCUUCGGAUCGUGGCCAUAUUCUGGAGACGUUUUGCUGUCGACUGGCACUGGUUUACCGAAUUCUCUGUUUUUUCUACAGUAUAUACCAGCUUGGGGCGAGAUAGCCCAAGUGACCAAAUCCAUGGGCCUUCCUCUAUCAGUCCGGUAGCUUCUGGUCAUCCGAAAGAAUGGACAAUGAACACUGGAGUUUCGGAAGAGGAUGGCCCAACAAGAUCAGACUACACUCAGUCAUCAACUUCUUCACUAUGUGAGCAUCCUUCCGGACCAACUGAACAUGAUCCGCCGGUAUCAACCCCACAUCAUCAUCACCACCACUCGACUGGUCGGGAUCGAUCGAGUUUCUUCUCGAACACUUCGUCCUUACCAUCAUCGGAGAAACACGGCAGUAACCAGUCUUCGAUCAGUAUUCACUCAAAGCUGGCUCAAUUGACUAAGAGCGGCGAUCUCGAGGCCCUGAAACUGCUUGUGAGAGAAGGUGCUCGUAAUCUACCUCGCUUGGUGGCGUAUCUCCUCAAACAUGGAGCGCAUCCAGACUUAGCCGGACCGAACGGUGACACGGCUCUCCAUGAAGCAUCUAGAAUGGGUCACACCCGAGUGAUCCGUGCACUGUUACGUCAUAACGCAGACCCCUUCGUAGUGAACAGUCAUGGCUUACGUCCCGCUGAUCUUUGUCAAGAUCAUGAUAGUAUAGUUUUACUCAACCAGCACAUUGACAUGCAGAGGUCGUUACAUUCUUCGUCCACUGGGCAAACCAAAUCUCUUACCUCUACAUCGUCGCGCGUCAGUCGUCAUGGACAUCACAGCCAUAGCUCGACUGAUCGAGUUUCUUCCCACGGUUCUCGAUACUCCUCGUCCACCUUGGCAGCAGCUGACUUACAGGGCUUCAUUCGAAGCAGCAGUUCUACGACCACUCCGGAUGUCUGUUACUCUGAUUCUGAGGACAAUGCGUCCACUUCCGGUCUGACACAACACACAACCUCCACUGUUACUGGUAUAAAUGACUCAUCUCUAGUGCUGCCGAACACUGCUGUUACGCCAACGGUCAGUCCAUCGGUUCCUGUGUCAAAGAACCUGACGAGCGAUUCUCAUCUAUUGCCUCCAAAAACUCUGAACAAGGAUCCAUAUGCGUUUGAGGAUGAUGAGACUGAAGAGCCUCUCGAAGCCGGCGUGUCGCUCCAUCCACCGGCAUCAUCAGCCUGUGGACUGACCAACAAAGCAACUAGUCCAACAAAUCGUCCGCGACAACUGUCUUCGGUCACCAACCCUAGUUCUGUCAUCGCUAGUCCAUCGACUGUCAUUGCAGCGCUACCGGAGGUGACUACUCCAACUAGUAGCCUUUCGUUCCUUUCCAGUGAGACUACCACGUCACUUAGUACUGGAUCUCUCCGACUCCGGUUUGCCAAGGAAGCUGGUCAGUACACUUUGAUGGAACAGCAACAGCAACAACAGAGUAAUACCACGCACUUGACUGCCGAAGUUCACAAUGAACCCAGUGGCUCCGUUAUCGGUGAUACUGCAACUCAACAAGAACCACGACCAGAAUCGGUUCCGAAAGAAGAACUGAACAACGUUUCGUCGAAUUUAUUCCCCACCACCGGAGUUAUCCCAGUGGUGACCAUCCAAUCAGAUGCAGCAGCACAGCAUGGAGCCAUUUUGGUCCCUGAUUGUUUCACUGACAAGAGGUUUCCGAGGACCAGUCGAACGAAUCAAGUGGAACAAUUUGGGCACGUUUCCAGCAUUCUUUGCAUCUUCCAUUUCUUCGACCUUUCUGGUCCACCAAGCUUCUCGGUGCCUUCGUUUAUAGACUCCAAUCCGGAUGACGCCGCUUCGCUACAGAAAGUCCCUCCAUUGCGUAUUAAGUUUGCCUCAGGUGCCUCGACAGACUCCGACUCCCUCGGACCUCCAACAAGUACCUCAUUUGAGACUGACGCCAAGACGCACGGUUGUUUCUCUUCUGAGCCGAAUGUGGACAAACUAGAUAGCGGGACCGACGAAACUCCAGGCGAGCAGUCCGAUAGCACACUAAUUCCACGGUCAAUUGAUAUCACCGGUCAUUCCGUAGAACAGCCAAAGGCCGCAGCUCCAUCCCUCAGCCAACCUGAGAACGCGUCCAGAGAGCUCAAUGAGUCUCAGCAACACAUGGAUUCUGAAUCUAAUGUUGAUUUUCACGAAUCCACACAGCGACUGUCGAAUGAGCAGCCCAUUGAAGAAUCUCUAUCAGAUACCGCACGGUCUUCAAACGAAGCCUCCAGUGAAUUGACUAAGGAAUCAACCAAGGAGUCACACAGACAUCGCAGUGGUCGCACACUACGUUCGCACACGGCAGCCCAACGCGAACGUGAGGAACGAGAACGCCACACGGACACCACUCCCAUCAAGAAACGAAAGUUACGACAACGCAACGAAAAUAAUGGUGAGAAUGGAACACAACCGCAGGUAGCGGGUCGAAUUUUUUCUGUAUGCACGUCCAGCCAACCAGGUUCCUUACCAUCCGCUCCUAUUAUCACGGACACCACUCCCAUCAAGAAACGAAAGUUACGACAACGCAACGAAAAUAAUGGUGAGAAUGGAACACAACCGCAGGUAGCGGGUCGAAUUUUUUCUGUAUGCACGUCCAGCCAACCAGGUUCCUUACCAUCCGCUCCUAUUAUCAGUAGUUGCGUCACUGGUCAUCCGUCUACAGACUGCCCAAACGAACCAAUGGGUGGUGGGCCUGUUGAUUCUGACUCUUCGGUUGGCGUGGUUUGUAAGCUACAAUCAUCCAAUGAAGGCGGUGAAGCAGUACAGAAGGUUGAGAAACGAUCACCGAAACCUGAAAAUUUCUCAAACUCGGAUCCAUCAAACAUGGACACAGAUAUUCGGGAACGUAGGCCAUCUGAGGGUGAUUAUAAAGCUAAACCGACUGAUUCACCUCCUCAAUCCUUACCCGGCUGUUCAACCUCUCAGCCACCAAAAACCGAAUCGCCGACAGCGACCACUUCGAUGGAACUUGAUGGUGAUAUUAGCUAUCUGACUUGUCCUCUGGGACCUGACGACGACAAACGGGACAUGUCUUUGCACAACUUCGAGAAUCCAUUUGAGAAAGCUGCUGCAGUGCAGAAGAAGCUUCGCGAACUCAUAAACAAUUUGGUGGAGGUGCAUCCCAAAGCCCCUUGUGCUUAUCAACAAUACUUACUGGUUUCCAGGAACUAUCUACUGGCUUAUGAACCUCCUUCAUUGGUGAAAAAGACGCCUCCGUCAAAUUUGCCUCAAGUGUUUGUAGAGCUCUUCAAUCAGCAGGAGGAAGAACGCUAUGCACAAGCACUGAAGCAUCAAUCAGAACGGGAGCACCUCCGGCUAUGUGCAGAACAGGCUCGUCUGCGUGCACAAACUCGAGCUGCUCUGGCCAAUUUGUCUAAGCCACUCUCGUUUUGUUCAGCAAUGGCUUAUAAAGACUUAACCUAUGUACCACCUGUUUCGAAGACAGAGCAACGCGACGAGGAAAACGUGCGCGACCGUUUUACGCAACGAAUGUUUAUCGGUUGGCUGGAAAACAUUCGGGAUACGUUUCAGCAAGAAAAGAAGAAGCUACUCUGUCGUCAGUUGCACGAGGCUGAAUCACUAAUGAUGGUCCAGCGGCUGGAUUGGGAAAUCAAGCUGAAGGAAACGCACGUGCAUGACUACAGUGCUGAUAUAUUUCGGGACAUUCCUGCAAGUCAUGUGCCGCUUAUUCAUGUGCCAAACGAUUUUCCCCUCUUCCCCCACGAUCCCGUUCCUCCCGGCACGUCGGUCUAAGUGACACACGUGGACACAUCGAACCCUUGUGUAUAUACCCCAUCCAUGAAUUCUUGUGCUCAAAUACAUCAGUUGCUGUUUCGCACUUGGUAAUCUAAUCCCAGUGCUAAACCAGAACACCACAAACAUACAUUAACUUGAUAACUUUGGAAGCAAUGAGCUGCGGCUAAAUGACCGUGCAACGGUGGUGACUAUCCUCUGAAGGGACCACCUCUGGAUAACAUAAACUCCUUUCUGUUUAGUGGCGUUCUCCAUAACAGGCGCACAGAUUUCACUAUGAAGUGAAAGCUUUGUCUUUCGAUACGUGUACACGCAUGGUUAUUGAUAUGCUUUUCAACAAAUAUAUGAAGGGAUCG